ACAAUUGCUAUUGUGUCGAGUGACCCUUGGCAAGUCAUUCCUUCAGUUUUCUGCCAUGAAGAUGGCCCAUGCACCACCUGGUCAUCAUUCAGUCAUAGGACGACCCAGCACAGGAGGACUCAAUUAUGCUGAAUAUGUGGUUUAUCGAGGAGAACAGGCUUAUCCAGAAUACUUGCUGACUUUCCAAAUAUCCAAGACAGACACGCCGGAGGUGGCAAAAGCUUAG
Molecule: messenger RNA, 226 nt
Organism: Candidula unifasciata
Lineage: Eukaryota; Metazoa; Mollusca; Gastropoda; Stylommatophora; Geomitridae
Source: the annotation of a GenBank genome assembly